Molecule: messenger RNA, 3031 nt
Organism: Doryrhamphus excisus (bluestripe pipefish)
Lineage: Eukaryota; Metazoa; Chordata; Actinopteri; Syngnathiformes; Syngnathidae
Gene: bpnt1
Product: bisphosphate nucleotidase 1
Biological process (GO): phosphatidylinositol phosphate biosynthetic process
Molecular function (GO): 3'(2'),5'-bisphosphate nucleotidase activity
Source: RefSeq, a predicted model, not a curated record
GUACUCCUUUGCACUUCCGCGUUCGUUUCAUCACCGACUACACAUUUAUAAUCUAUAAUAGCGAUGCCAAAGUAAUACUCGUGAUUUAUACGACCCACAAAGGAUGAUAUUAGUUGGACGUUAAGUGAGACUGACUUUAAAUUAGCAGUUUUUCCCGUUUAUCGGGGAGUCACUCGGUGACUACUUAUCUUGUCAGUAAUUACCACCUCUUUGGCAAAUGCUGUUUUACUUCCUGUUUCUCAACCACAUUGAAGAUUAUUUACGAGAGCAGCGACUGUAGUAGUACAAGUACUACUAAGUAUACCGCAAUGUCUGGGAGUCCAGCCGUCGUGCUGCGCUUGGUGGCGUCCGCCUACACUGUGGCUGAAAAGGCUGGAGACAUUGUGAGGAAGGUGCUUCACCGUGGAGAACUUGGUAUUGUUGAAAAGGAUGGCGCUAAUGAUCUGCAGACAUUAGCAGACAGACUUGCACAGAAGAGCAUUUGUGCUUCACUGUCCAGACAUUUCCCUAAAGUAACAAUCAUUGGAGAGGAGGACCUUUCACCUGAGGAGGUGACAGAGGACUUGAUUGAAAAUGGCCACGCAGAAGAAAUCCUCAAGAAAAUGUGUCCUGCUGAAUAUAGUAGUGUGAAAGAAGAAGAGCUCGUUGUGUGGGUGGAUCCUCUUGAUGGCACAAAGGAGUAUACUGAAGGCCUCCUCGACAACGUGACCGUGCUUAUCGGAAUCGCGUACGCAGGCAGAGCAAUCGCAGGUGUCAUCAACCAGCCAUUCUACAACUACCAGCUUGGGCCGGGGGCACAACUGGGAAGAACCAUGUGGGGAAUUCUGGGACUGGGCGCCUUCGGAUUUCAGUUGCAGGAAGGUCCAGACGAUAAACGCAUCGUCACAACCACACGGUCGCAUAGCAACAAGAUUGUAACCGAGUGCGUUAAUGCCAUGGAACCUGAUGAGGUUAUACGAGUGGGCGGUGCGGGAAACAAGAUCAUUCAGCUUAUUGAGGGGAAGGCUUCGGCCUAUGUCUUUGCAAGUCCAGGAACCAAGAAGUGGGACACGUGUGCUCCUGAGGUUAUCCUGCAGUGCGUCGGAGGUAAACUGACCGACAUGCAUAACAACGCAUACUGCUAUGACGCUAAAGUCAAGCACCUGAACUCUGCGGGUGUUCUUGCGACACUAAGAAACCACGACUACUACAUCAGCAGAGUACCACAGUCGGUGCUGCGAGCCCUGAAGGCUGACUGAACAUCUACUGUACAGUAGGUGCAUCUCAUAGACACACACACCUACACACACACACACUGCCAUCUGUAAUGGACCCUUUUUAGAAUUCCGUUAUUGGUGCUUUUAAUGAGUUCACUAAUUUGACUAAAUCACACUUCCUUACAAAUCACAACAUAGUUGAAUUAUUUCCUAGGUGUGAUGGGUGCAUGUGUGUUAAUCCACUCCCACUGCCAGUGGAUGGCUGUGAGGGUUGUAAGAAGUGUAGUACUGUACUGGUAUGUGUUUCUAUUAAAUACAGAAUAGUGACCAAACAGUGGAAUCCUCUUCCUGAUGGAUUAUUCUUAGGUAUUCCAUCUAGUCCAAGCUUCCCAUAUUCAUUUUGUACAUGUUGACAGCCCAUGUUUACAUCCCAAAUGUGAAGACUCACAUGACUAAAGGGUUUAUAAGCUUUUAUAUUUGCAAUAAUGCCAAUUAUGGAAAUAUUGAGCCCCUGAAAAUGCAUGUAUUCUACCAAAAAUGACUAGUUCCCAAAUGAUAAUUCAUAUUUUUAAAGUUGAAUAUCUGCACAUCCUUUGAAAUAUGUAGUCAAAUUAAUUUAAUGUAUUCAUAUCUGGUCAGUAUAACAAAUUUGAAACCUGUAAUACUGUUUUGAUUAUGACGAAAUGUACACAAUUACCAGUGCUAUACUGCGUGUGACCUGAGGGGGUCACUAUAUACUCUUUUGUAAAAGCCACUACAACCCCGCCUGACAGUACUUUCUAUGAAACCGUAAAGGGUUUGUUUAAAUCAUUUUCUGGACCUGUUGGUGUUUUUUUUUUUUGUCGUCCCAUUUUAGGGAAUGUGUGUAAUUACAUUAAUCCAGGGGAAAAAAAAGUACAUUCAAGUUCUACACGUGUGCAAACACAUACUGACAAAUAUUACCCGAUUUACAUAGGACUAAAAUCAACAUUGUAUCAAAAAGAUGUAGUAUGGUCAUGUGACUCAUUAAAUGUACAAUCCUUCAAACCUUACAUGUAAGGACCAGAAUGUUUUGGUUUUUUUGGGGUUGUGUCAGUCCAGCUUUGGUUCUUCUUUCUCGAUCUUCUAACCUGAUAGGAAUCUACAACCAUUUUCGGUACAAAAAUCCUUUUUAUAAGUGCAAUCACCUCAGAUAAACAUAUUACCCGAUGAUACUUCAAGCACUGUGUAUAAAAGUCUUAAGCUGUAGUGUUUCUUCCACGGACAACCUAUCGUGGUAGAAGCUCAGUCCGGUCAGCAGUUCGAUGUCACGCACGCGGGCGGCGUGCAGCUGCAUCCAGUCCUCCAACCACUUAAAAUCUGAGUCCGUCUGGAGAGAACAGGGGGACACAUUGAGAGGUGCGGCCGUAGUAGGACACACGAUGCGUUUGACACACGAUGGCGUUUACUCACAGAGCAGCUCUCUGUGUAAUCGGCUCUGUGGGGUAGGAUGAAGGAGCGGACUUUAAGAGGACCCUUGCAGUUGGAAGGAGCCAAAGUGGAAUUGCCACAACUGGUCAGGAUCACAAAGAAAUGUGUAGGGAUGUGGGCCUCGUUCCUGGAGAAGGAGAGACUGUCAUUUCUGGGAAUGGUGUCCUAAAACCACUUCCGGUAUGGUCUCGAGUUUGUCAGAUUAGUGCAGCGUGUUUUUUUUUUUUUUGCAUGUAUGAUUAAUUUAAAAAAAUCAAAUAGACAAACAAAAAUGUGUGACGGACUCACGGUGCAGAUGUCUUGUAGGCGUCAACCUUUCCAUUAUAGUCUUCAUCAAAUAUUGGCCCACUCAGGACGUUUAUCCCAUCCAGCUGAUUUGCAUACCA